CAGACGGCGUAGAACCAAUCUAUGGCCGCUUAUGUAGACCCUCGAUUCUCAAGAGAAGUUUUCCAUGUGUCACACCUGAACUUACUGACCCAUCGUUCCACACUUGAUACUUUCUUUUCACUGUGAACUUUUACGUCGAUUCGCACCUUCAUACUACCUCGAGGCGUGCCAACACACUCAAUCAUGAAGGUCCCUGUGGAUAGUACAGGUCACACAGGCUUCGGAAAUACCAGUCUCGGGAUCACAUGGACAUUGGUUGCUCUGGCCAUCAUAACUGUUGCUGCUCGAUUCUUGAUCCGCAAGAGGUCCUCGAAUAAAUGGGAUUCUUCGGACUGGAUUAUGCUGCUUGCAUUGGUGGUUCAGAUCAUCUUUCAGGCCAUGUACAUGGAAUUGGUUUGGUGGGGAGGAAGCUUACCAUUCGACAAAAUCAAUGCUAUUCAGAGACUAAACACAAGCAAAUGGGGGUGGAUUAGCGCUUCUCCCAGCAUUCUGACUUCUUGCAUCGCUAGAAUAUCCAUUGCCAUCUUGCUCGUUCGCAUUUUCGGCGUUCAAAAAUGGCUGAAGCGGUACCUGAUCAGUUUUACUGCACUCGUGACGAUCAUGUCCCUCCUGAGUAUCAUUUUUCUUGCGGCUCAAUGUACGCCUUGGAGUGGUCUUUGGAAUAGGACCAUCAAAGCAAAGCGUUGGAAUCCCUAUAUCUAUGCAUAUACUGCAUUAGCAACACAAUGUGAGUCUGAUACACUGUUUAUACGAUAAUUGCAUCUGCCAUCUGAGCAUAUCGUGUAACUAUCAUGGCUAAACUAACCAUUCACAGUCCUCUAUGCAAUUUCGGACUUGACUUUUGUCCUAUGGCCGGUCAUAAUCAUCUUUAACCUCAACAUGUCCGCCCGCCGCAAAGGUGCCAUCAUCGGUCUCAUUUCCCUGUCCCUCAUCACCAUGGGAGUUGUCACAUUGAAGAUUGUCAUGAUUCUGUUACGUUUGACUGUCCCACAAGCCGCAACCAGCAUCGUAGCACGAUACUAUCAAAGCAUAACCAAUUUGGUUGCCUCAAUCGAACAGUCUCUCGUUAUCAUCCUGGGAUGCGUUCCAACUCUGAAGCUCCACCACAUCAAAGUGCCUACUAUGCAUGAGGUAAACUCCUUCAUGGCCAGCCUCGUUCCCACCGCCCUUUCGAGUCGGAGCAGACAAGGUUCCUCGCACUCGUCUGGUACCGAAAAUUACCAAGAUUUGGAACUUUCACAUAGAGUCAAAGCCACGGACGAGGAAGGCGGUUAUAUAAAACCUUACUCGGUCACUGUGAAAGGGAGGACCUGAGCCAAGAGUACUGUGCUGUACUGGAUCCAUUGCAUCUCCCGCCUGGCUUAGUAUUUGUUUUGUGGGAGGUAUUGGGACCAUCUGAGGGUGAAUAUUAAUGGAUGUGGGUAUACAUAUAUCUAAGAACUUUAAAGUGUUGGAUU
This is a messenger RNA of Hymenoscyphus albidus, 1457 nucleotides long. NCBI's taxonomy places the organism in Eukaryota, Fungi, Ascomycota, Leotiomycetes, Helotiales, Helotiaceae. The record is from the annotation of a GenBank genome assembly.